This is a messenger RNA of Solanum lycopersicum (tomato), 1421 nucleotides long. RefSeq names its product formyltetrahydrofolate deformylase 1, mitochondrial-like. The record is from RefSeq and is a predicted model, not a curated record. Lineage: Eukaryota; Viridiplantae; Streptophyta; Magnoliopsida; Solanales; Solanaceae. Gene Ontology annotation, molecular function: formyltetrahydrofolate deformylase activity. Gene Ontology annotation, biological process: 'de novo' IMP biosynthetic process.
UCUAACGACAUGAAAUAUUCUCUUCUUUCGACUCACCAACUUAGUUUUGUCCAAAGGUCUUAAUUCUGAGAUUGUGGCUAUGGUUGAAGUUGUAAGCUGUAAGUUGGGCAAAUGUGAGAUAAGACUAUAAUAUUAAAAGAUAAGAUUAUAAAUUGACUGAUACAUAGCAACAGAUUUUGGAAAGUGUAAGCGAAGGACAUGAACCUCCUCUGGAGAUUGGUAUCCCCAAAAUUUGGUCCACAAGUUUGUAAAUAUUCAAAAAGGUCACUGAAAUCUGUAAAAUUCCCAUUUGGGUCCUCAAAUUCCCUCUUACAUGGCAUUCAUGUCUUUCAUUGUCCAGAUGAAGUAGGAAUUGUUGCAAAACUAUCUGAUUGCAUAGCUUCGAGGGGCGGAAAUAUUCUCACUGCGGAUGUUUUUGUUCCACAAGACAACAAUGUCUUUUACUCAAGAAGUGAGUUUACGUUUGACCCCGCUAGAUGGCCCCGUGGAGAAAUGGAUGAGGACUUCUUUAAGCUAUCAAAGAUGUUCAAUGCAAUGAAGUCUGUCGUCCGUGUUCCUGAAAUAGAUCCCAAAUAUAAGAUUGCAGUUCUUGUUUCGAAGCAGGACCACUGUCUUGUAGAUUUAUUGCACAGGUGGCAGAAUGGUAGGCUUCCUGUUGACAUAACCUCUGUAAUAAGCAACCAUGAUCGAGGUCCAGAUGCUCAUGUGAUUCGGUUACUUGAAAGGCAUGGAAUUCCAUACUAUUAUUUGCCAACAACUAUGGGGAAGAAAAGAGAAGUAGAGAUCUUGGAUUUAGUUCAUGACACUGAUUUUUUGGUACUUGCAAGAUACAUGCAGGUAUUCUCUGCAGAGUUCUUAAAAAGUUAUGGAAAGGAUAUCAUUAAUAUUCAUCAUGGCCUUUUGCCAUCAUUCAAAGGUGGGAGUCCUUCUAAGCAGGCUUUUGAAGCUGGUGUUAAGUUGAUCGGUGCAACAAGUCACUUUGUUAGUGAAGUACUUGAUGCAGGCCCUAUCAUCGAGCAAAUGGUUGAAAGAGUUACCCACAGAGAUAAUUUGCAAAGCUUUAUUCAGAAGUCUGAGGAUCUUGAGAAACAGUGUCUAGUAAAAGCGAUUAAAUCAUAUUGCGAACUACGUGUUUUACCAUAUGAGAAAGAAAAGACUGUUGUAUUUUAAGUAUAACUGAAGAGAGAACGAGGGUAUUCAACAUAAUUCUCUCUAAAUUUAGUCUGUCAUACAGGAAAGUUGUAUGUUAGUCUUGUGAAACUAGUAUACGAUUAUACAACUAAUUUGUACAACACAUUAUUAAGCAAAACUGAAGAAUUGACUGGUUUGUACCAAUUCAACAAACUUUUUAGACCUUUACAUAAAUAGUUGGUCAGACUCAUUGUUUGCUUUUCCUAGAUGGUAUACAAAGAUUAUACACA